Strongylocentrotus purpuratus (purple sea urchin) is the source of this 2277-nucleotide messenger RNA. Its product is annotated as cytochrome P450 2U1. The transcript is spliced from 4 exons. NCBI's taxonomy places the organism in Eukaryota, Metazoa, Echinodermata, Echinoidea, Camarodonta, Strongylocentrotidae. Gene Ontology annotation, molecular function: heme binding; oxidoreductase activity, acting on paired donors, with incorporation or reduction of molecular oxygen, reduced flavin or flavoprotein as one donor, and incorporation of one atom of oxygen; iron ion binding. Gene Ontology annotation, biological process: xenobiotic metabolic process. The coding region runs from base 151 to 1605 and encodes 484 amino acids. Gene Ontology annotation, cellular component: intracellular membrane-bounded organelle; cytoplasm. The record is from RefSeq and is a predicted model, not a curated record.
UUGUAUAUCGGUUUGUUCGUCUGCAUCAGGUAAGCGGUUCAGUGCGAGACAACAAUCCAUACAAUAUUUUGCUAGACGUCUGAGCAGUUUGAGAGUUCUUACUGCACAUUGGCCCACACUUUGGACUUGCGUUAAUUAAUAUCACAUAAAAUGUUCGAACUGUCGGCAACAUCUGUGUUUCUAGGAGUGGUGAUUUUUCUCCUCUGCUUCUGGGUCGUCCGGAGACCCAAGAACCUCCCACCUGGGCCAUGGUCGCUCCCAAUCAUCGGGUAUAACUUUAAACCAGGUCUUAUCCACGAAGCCUUCAUGGACCUGGCUAAGAAGUACGGCCCUAUUUUCAGUUUGCGGAGAGGUUCGUUUGUCUUCGUUGUUCUGAAUGACAGGGAGAGUAUCACACAGGCUCUGGUAAAGUCAGGAGAAUUCUUCUCGGAUCGGUUUGUACCGGGACACUUUAAUUGGGGAAUACCUGAUCCUGGAAAGAAAGCUACCAUUGCUCAUAGUAAUGGCAAACCAUGGGUCGACUUACGGAGGUUCUCUCUUCCUGCUCUGCGCUCCUUUGGAUUUGGGAAGCAGAGCCUGGUACCUCAGAUUAAUCUGGAGGCACGUUACCUGUCAGAGGAAAUCAGAAAUCUUCGUGGAGAACCCACAGAUUUAUUAACCACAUUUAGCAAGGCAACCGCUAAUAUCAUUUGUCAACUUCUAUUUAGUCAGAGAUACGAAUACAGUGAUGGCGAGAUGAGCAGGGUUCUUGAGCGUAUGAACGAAACCCUCACCCUCAUUCCGGAAACGGAUCUAGUGAACAUCUUCGAACCACUCAUACAUACAUCAAUUCAAAGAUACAAGCGCUACCGUGAAUCUAUUUUCUCUGACAGGGAUUUCAUUAUGUCCCAUCUCAAAAGCCAUCAAGAAACGUUUCAGAAAGACAACAUUCGGGACUUCACUGACGCGUUCUUAGCAGACGACAUAUCCAAGGAAUUCAAGUUGGAGCAUUUCUGGCGAGUUUUGCUUGAUUUCUUUGCAGGUGGUACCGACACCACGGCGGUGGUUACCUCUUGGGCGAUUCUGUUUCUAUCUGUUCACCCAGAUGUUCAAAGAAAGGUACAAACUGAGUUGGAUACUGUUGUUGGGCGUGGCCGCCAACCGAAUACUCUUGAUCGUCCAGACCUGCCCUACUGCAAUGCUACUCUAACAGAGGUCAUGCGAAUACGCCCAGUCCUCCCGGUCUCAGUUCCCCAUAUGACAUCAGAUAACGUUUCAUUCCGAGGCUUUACGAUUCCAAAGGGAAGCAUCAUUAUUCCAAACCUGUAUGCUGUUCAUCAUGAUCCCAAGGAAUGGAAUGAACCAGACAAAUUUAACCCGGAUCGUUUUCUCAGUGCUGAUGGAAAACAAUUCCAGAUGAACGAUGCGUGGAUGCCAUUUGGUGUUGGUCGUCGUGAUUGUGUUGGUAGUCAGCUGGCCAAAAUGGAAGCCUUCCUCCUGUUUACCAAUCUCUUCCAGCAGUUUGAAUUCAAGCUUCCUCCUAACCAACCAACCCCGAGCAUGUGUGGAGCAAACGGGAUCACCAUGAAGCCAAAACCCUACAAAAUUUGCGCCAUCGAGCGCUGAUUUUGUUCUCAUUCGCUGCAUUAAUCUUCCGAUGCAACUUCUUUGUCACUGAGAGAAAUGCGAUUGUUUAACAUUUCACGUCUAAUUUGAAGGUUUAUUUUGGCAUAUUAUCUCUUAGUGAAGUAUAUUUUCACUAGUCAUCCCCGAUCAUAAAUGUUUAGAACAAAACUUAUUUAGUUUUCUUAUGUAUAUGCAUUAUUCAUUUUGUAUUAAUAUAUGUCUAUCAUAAUGAUAUUCAUCUUGGUUAUAUUUGUUUUUGUAUAUUAUACACGAUUAUUGAUUUCGAUUUCAUAGGCUUUAUAAAUGGGAAAACUCGACGUACAACAGUUCUCCACAUAUAAUAAAUAAUUUUGGCUAUGAAGGAAGAUGGCAAAGAUAAGUAAGGUGAAUAGGGUGACAAAUAAUGAAGUUUUGCAGAGAGAGGGGGGGGGGAGCGGAAGUUAGUAACAAAAUGGAAGGAGAGACUGAAAAAAUGGAUUGAGCAUUUUCUACGUCAUGAUGGACUCCUGAGAGAUAUCAUGAAUACAUUUUGCAACAUUUGUAUCACCCAUUUCAAUCCUCAGCUCUGCCCGAUGGGGCCCGGUGCCCGUAAGGGUAUUAAAAAAAAUCAUACAUACUUAAUGAUGAAGGAAAGAUCUCAGGCCAGAAAAGAAUGAAGUUGUUGUCAUUCCC